GUUGUUCCUUAAAGGAAGACUACAAAUCUGAGUAAGGUUGAGUAAGUUUAUUCAAAUUAAUGUGGCUAGAGUAACUUGAUGCAUUUGUAUUGAUUUUGGUAUUACGAAUGGUGUACUUUCAGUUAAAAAAACAAAACUUGAAUUGUUUUGAAGCAUUUCAACAGCGGGUUUUGGUAGCUGUUUCCGUGUUCAACCCGGAGGCGAACGAAAGUGACCCAGAGGCUGUACUCGCCGCCGGCGAGCCGCUAGACAAAACCCUCGGCCACUCCUUCUGCUAUGUUAGGUCUUCAGCUCAGUUCGUCUCUCUUCCCCACUCAGAUCGGCUUGUCUCGCCGUCACAGUCGCUCCAAUUUGAGGAGACGGUUCCUCUAAUCCCUAGACCGGCGGGGAUCAAGGAGACAGGUUUCCGGGCAAUUUCAGGGGCGUCUGUGAGUGCCAACACUUCCACUCCCAGAACUAUCCUGCAACUUGACAAUCUUUGCCACGACGCCACUUGUGCUGCUGAUGGUAGGGUUGUUGGCUUUUCUGGCGCUGCAGGAGUUAAGGGCAGUGUGGUGGACGGUUUUGAGAACACUUUUUCGUUUUGUGCUCUGACUCUUCAGCCAGUUCCUCGAGGGGGAAGUGGCUAUUUGUCGAGAGGGGAAGAGGAGGGGUAUUCUGGGAAUCCGGAAGGCCUUCUACAGGAAUUUCUCCCACAAGAAGAGGCAUGGGUUUUCCAUGUUUGGAAUUUCGCUGGACGCGAAUCUGAAAAGAGCCAUGGGAGUAAUGUUCAGUGGGCAUUAGGGAAAGCUGGUGAGGAUCAGGUUCAUGUGGUUGUAUCUCAAGAACAUGGAUGGCUAUUUGUUGGUAUAUAUGAUGGGUUUAAUGGGCCAGAUGCCCUUGAAUUCUUAAUCGGUUCUGCAGCGAGCAGUUUGCUGUCAAGGUUGAAACGCGGAUGGUUGACUAAACACAUAGGGAGCGAGAAACUGUUCCCCCGGAGAUUUGGGUUGCAAGUGACUGAACUUGGCUACUUGGAUAUGAAUGAUAAGGUUCUUAACUGGUACCCGGAGCUUGCACUGAUGGGUUCUUGUUUAUUGGUGGUUUUGAUGAGGGAUGAAGAUGUGUAUGUGAUGAAUGUUGGAGACAGUAGGGCAAUUGUUGCACAGUCUGACUCCAAAGAGCUUAUUUCUAGCUCAGUGUCAAGGGGUCCAUGUGAUGAAGGGUUGACUGGGGAGGAAAUUAGUGAAGAGUCAACAGCCAGCAAUGUGAAAGAUUCACUGAUGCUAACUCUUGGCAUGUUGGAUUUUGAUUAUGCACUGAGAGAGCCUGCCCCUCCUGCCCUCACUGAUAAAAGUACUGCUGAAGAUAAAAUAGUACAUGAGAGAUGGGAGAGGUGCAACAGAAUGGCUCUUAUGCUCAUUAAAAAUUCCAUCAGCAUAAUCAUCAGGGGAGCUAUUCCAGAUUCAUCUAAUGCUAAAACAUAUCUGGCUUCCGUGGAGGAACAAUUCAAAGCAACUUCUAAGGCACAUGCUAGUACUCUUAUUUUGAAGAUGGUGACUACAAAAUAUGACGGGAAUAGCGGCAUUCGUGAGCACAUCAUGAUGAUGAACGACAUGGCCCGUAAGCUCNAUUUUUCUUCAUGGAAAGAUUCACUGAUGCUAACUCUUGGCAUGUUGGAUUUUGAUUAUGCACUGAGAGAGCCUGCCCCUCCUGCCCUCACUGAUAAAAGUACUGCUGAAGAUAAAAUAGUACAUGAGAGAUGGGAGAGGUGCAACAGAAUGGCUCUUAUGCUCAUUAAAAAUUCCAUCAGCAUAAUCAUCAGGGGAGCUAUUCCAGAUUCAUCUAAUGCUAAAACAUAUCUGGCUUCCGUGGAGGAACAAUUCAAAGCAACUUCUAAGGCACAUGCUAGUACUCUUAUUUUGAAGAUGGUGACUACAAAAUAUGACGGGAAUAGCGGCAUUCGUGAGCACAUCAUGAUGAUGAACGACAUAGCCCGUCAACUACAACACCAGAAGGUCAAGUGGUCGAUGAAUGAGUUGAUUGCUAUGUGUGUACAAGAAGAAGAGCGUCUGAAGCUGGACAAACCUGAUGUGGCUUACCUCAUGACCUCUAAUCAAAAGAAGAGGAAGGGCAAUGUCGAUAAGAAGGAUGUUUCUAAAGUCCAGAAACGUGAUGCAAGUGCUUCUUCCAACUCUAAGAACUCCAAAGGGAAGUGUUACUGUAAGUUCUGCCGCAAGGAAGGACAUAGACAGAAAGACUGUCAAGACUUUAAGGAGUGGCUGACGAAGAAAGGGAUUCCUUACAAUCCAUAAGCUGGAAAGAAACCGAAGAACACUUAAGCUGGGGAAUGGAACAGAACUAGCUGUCGAAGCCAUGGGAACCUUAGAAUUAAUAAUGAAAACUGGUUUAUGUA
Molecule: messenger RNA, 2392 nt
Organism: Cuscuta campestris
Lineage: Eukaryota; Viridiplantae; Streptophyta; Magnoliopsida; Solanales; Convolvulaceae
Source: the annotation of a GenBank genome assembly